UACAUCAAUGGGGGCAGUCUAGAGCAACUCCUUCAGAAUAAACAUAUCGAACUACCAUGGGAAACAAGAAUCAAACUUUCUCUGGAUAUUGCUCGUGGCAUGUGUUACUUACACUCCCGGGGAGUAUUUCACAGAGAUCUCACAUCAAAAAAUGUUCUUAUCAAAAUCAACGCGGAUGGAAUGACUGCAGUUGUAGGAGAUUUUGGACUAGCAGAAAAAAUUCCGGAUUCAAGGGACAGAAGCCAACGUUUGCCAAUAGUUGGCUCACCAUAUUGGAUGGCUCCUGAAUGCCUGAAAGGUGAAUGGUACAACGAGAAAGCUGAUGUAUUUUCUUAUGGUAUAAUACUUUGUGAAGUUAUUGCAAGAGUGGAAGCUGAUCCAGAUAUUUUACCGAGAACUGAGAAUUUUGGUGUAGAUUAUGUUGCUUUUAGUGACAUGUGUCCUGAUUGUCCACCCCAUUUUCUGGAAUUAGCUUUCAGCUGUUGUCGAAUAAAUCCAGACAGCCGUCCAUGUUUUAAAGAUGUAGUACAUCAGCUAGAAAAGUUAUUGAACAUAAUCAGUUCUAUGUCUGGAGGCUCUCAUUUGUUUUAUCCACCAGUUGUUUACACUUCCUGUUGGGAUGAUGGUGACAAUAUUGACAGUGUUAGAGCUAUAUUUGCUCACGGUUGGACUCGGUCCAGUCCCACUCAAAACAAAGUCAAAACUAAAAACUGUGCAACUCCAACUAAAGUUUCAAAUUCUGAUUUUCGAAGACCUCCUGUCACCCCAAAGCAUGUUGGAGAAGCAAUGUCAAUGCAAGAUCCUCAUUAUAAACCAAACAGCAGCUCUCAAAAUCCUUUUGCUUCACUUCCUAGAUUUUGGAAAGGAAAGAAAUUCUUAGAACCAUCUUUAAAUGAAAUUGAUCUUUCUCAUUCUGUUAAUUUUGAUUUAUUAUCUCCUCGUUGUGCACCAACACCUCCUGGAACACCAGUGUCUCAGGAUCAAGAUAUUUCCAUUUCUUUUUGCCAGAAACCUGAUAAAAAACAUUCAAAGUCUUUGCCUACUUCACCUGUUCUUCGAAGGAAAUCGGUAAAAUUGCAGACAUUAUAUUCGAAUUCUUCCACUGUUGAAGUUCCAGAUUCUCCAAGGUCUGUGUCUCCAGGGCCAUCAUUUUCGCCACCAUCAUCGCUUUCACCUUUUGAGCCAGAUGAGUCAUUUUCGGGCUAUAACUCCGUCCAAGAACAAAUGAGUGAUUGUAAAUUAGAUGAUUCUUGCAAUCAGUUACAAGGACUGGAUAAGAUUCAUUUAGAUACUAUCUCAAUGCCUCACUGUGAAUCACCGGGAACUGUGACAUUUCGAACAAAGACUCCUUCUUUGUGUGCCAAACUGAGACGUUCCUCUGGAGAAUCUGGCUUCUUCAGUGUUGGUGACCGAAAUAGUACUUGUGAUUUAUCUUUGGAAAGUUACCAUACUCAAGAGGAUAUGCCAUCUUGGAUAACAGAUACUAGUACUGAGUCACAUCUUAAUGAUACACAAAGUGAUAUAGAUGAUAGUGGACAAACUAACGGAAGUAGUAGGAAAAGGCCUUCAUCAUGCUAUUCAGAUGACUCAUGUUACUGCUGUGGGGUUAACUCACAAAUUUGCUGUGAAAUUAGACUAAAUACUCAUUCAGAAAUGUAUAAAGAACAUGAGGGCAAAGUUGCUGUCCCUUAUACGAACCUGCCAAAUUUCCAGAAGCCUGUUCAAAGUCUGGUAACUGAUAUAAACUAUUCUUGUCAUUUGUGCAGUGCUGAAAAUUCCUGUAAUCACAAAGAGUCAUGUGUAUUGAAAGAACUAUCUAGUCAAGUGAACAUACAAUCAGAGUCGUCUGUCUUCAAUCAUAAUCAAGUAGGCAGGCACCAUGUCAAUACUGUGUUGUCUAAAAUGUGUGAAAAAGGAAACAGAAUUGUAAAAUGUAUGAGAACUUCACCAGAAUUAUAAAUGUUCCAAGGAAGUUGACAAAGAUGGGUUCGCAGAUUCUGAAAUCAAUACAUUUUCUUUGAGUUUGUUUGUAUUAUAAUUUUUCUACUCCGCAGUUAUAGUUUGAAAUGCAUUCAUAGAUGUGUACAGUGUGAAAAUUUUUCUUAAUUUUUUCUUUUUGUUAAAAAUUUUUGAAUAAAAAUUAUUGCCAAAGACAAAGUACCUUAUUCCUUAGAUGUAUUAUAAUUAUGUAAUAAUUUUGUAUAAAAUGUAUAUAUAUAUAAUCUGAAGAGGAAGUAUGCAGUUAUUGUAUUUCUUUAAAUUUGAUACUUUGUCCCAACUUAAUAGCAUUUUUAUACUUCGUAAAACAAAAACAAAAAAAAAAAAAAAAAAAAAAUAAUUUGCUCUUAAAUUGUGCAUGAUUUGUAUAAUUGCUGAGCUUUAUGAAGUAAAAUUGAAGGGCUUGCAGCAAAGAAGAUCCCAACUGCACAUUUUUAAAUUUUCAGAAAAUUUUUUAAAAAAAUUCAAAAACUCAUUUUUUAACUUUAAAUGCAGUAUGCAGUAAAAUUUCAUUUAAAAAUCCUCAUUUAAAAUGCAGUAAAAAUGAUUUUCUAUGGCUACUACAAUGCAAAGAAAGAUUUUUUUAACAAAAGAAGACCCAUGAACACAAAUCUUCAUAAGUGGAACUGGGCUCUUCUUUCUGCAAGCCCUUCAAUUCUUAAUCCUUUGUCAGAAAUAACAAGUUUCAAUAUAAAUAUGUUACUUAACAUAUCAUGAAUGGAUUAUUUCAUUUUAAUUUGUAUGCUCUAAGUGACUGAGCUCAUUCUAAGCUUGAAGGAGUUCACAUGAAGCAUUAAACUGAAAUAAAAUGCAUUUUAGUUUUAAAGGUAAUAAAGUCUUGCAUACAUUUAUGUUACUGUUUUGUUGGAUUGUUUUUAAACUAUCCACAGUUUCAUACUUUCAGCAAAAUUUUGCUUUGUUAUAUACUUAGUAUAAAUUUUAUUAGGUUACAUAUAAGUUUUGCAUUGUUUGAUUUUUAAUGAAUAAUUAUUUUAUUUGAAAUUUUAUUACAAAUGAGAAGAUGAAAAAUUUGAUUAUUUUUUAUUCAAGAUCCAAAUUUAUUGUGUUAAAUUAAAUCAUAAAGUUAGAUGUGUUGCAUUGUGCUACUCAGCUUAAAGGGAAUUCAGUAAUUAAAUUGUGAUAAUUUAUUAUUUUGUUAUGUUUUCUUAAUAUAUGUGGUUAUUUAAUCUUGACUAAUGUGAUCGUGGCUGGCAUGCAUUUUCAUUUUUAGAUUGGAAUUGGCUUGAUUUUAUUUCGUAUGUUAGCAAGUCUUGACCUUCUUGUGAAUGGCUGGUGCAUAUCAGCUACCAGCAUAGAGGUUGAUAUGCAUCAAUUAUUCAUAAAGGAUUAAUAAAAUGUCUUCUGUCAGUCUUCUGUCUGUGGCUGGCAUGCAUUUUCAUUUUUAGAUUGGAAUUGGCUUGAUUUUAUUUCGUAUGUUAGCAAGUCUUGACCUUCUUGUGAAUGGCUGGUGCAUAUCAGCAACCAGCAUAGAGGUUGAUAUGCAUCAAUUAUUCAUAAAGGAUUAAUAAAAUGUCUUCUGUCAGUCUGUAAGUUAGAUGAUUAAUAAGUUAUGUAUAAAUUUCCAAAUUUGGUUAUUUAUAACUUAUUUGUUACAGGUUAGUUUAAGUUUUCUCUCAUCUUAAUUUUUACUGCGUAUUUAAUUUUAUUCAAAAGCAAGAGUUGUCUUCACUUUCUAAGCUGUUAUUCAUGUGAAAGAAAAGUAGAGUCAUAGAACAGCAGUAAAUGAAAGCACCGAUUUAUUUACAACUUGCUUUGAUUCCAGUUGACAAUUUUUGGAACACUGAACUGCUAUUCUAAAGUAAAAUUAAUGAGAUGUGGGCCAUGUUACAUAAUGUGCAUAAAUAUUCACAAUGCCUAAAUUAGUAUGUUUUAAAAUUUAUCAAGAAAUAUGUUUAAUGUAUGCUAGCUGCACAUUUUUGACAUUUGAUUUUAAAAUAGUCAUGUUUAUUCCAGUAAUACAUGUUAAUUGUAAAUUCUAUUAAAAAAAAUUCUGAUAUGCAAAUUAUAGUAAAUAUUGUAUUGAUUUCUUUGUAAGUGAUGUUAAAGACACUGAAGAUAGCUGAAAGCUAACAUUUAGAUUAAUUAACAUUUGGAAUAACAUUUGGAUAACAUUUGGAUUGUAAUUUCAAAUGAAUAAUUUUCUGUCAGAUAUUUAUUUUUUCUUUUAUUAUCCGAUUUACAUAGGUCAAGUGAAUUACUUUCAUGAUUAAACUUAAUCUGUUAUCUUUGCCAUCAUAUACUGAGAUUUUUGUACUGAUAAAAAACUGAGUUAUGAAGAAAAAAAUACUCUAAAUUUUUUAUUUAUUAUAUAUUCAGCAGAAUAUUUUUGCUUGUACUUACUUUCUCUGAACUUUGUUUAAAUUCUGACAUAGCAGCAGUGUAAAGAAUAUGAUUUAUAAAAAAAUUUAUUGGACUGCAAUUGAUAAUUGUUUGAUAACUGACAAAUGUAUUUUUUAAGGACUGAAUGAAUUGUGACUUCAGAGCUUGGAAUAUAGUUAAAUAAAAUUAUAUUUUAUCAAAUAUUA
This is a messenger RNA of Stegodyphus dumicola, 4544 nucleotides long. RefSeq names its product serine/threonine kinase (gene cdi). Lineage: Eukaryota; Metazoa; Arthropoda; Arachnida; Araneae; Eresidae. Gene Ontology annotation, molecular function: protein serine/threonine kinase activity; ATP binding. Gene Ontology annotation, biological process: actin cytoskeleton organization; protein phosphorylation. Gene Ontology annotation, cellular component: cytoplasm; nucleus. The record is from RefSeq and is a predicted model, not a curated record.